Molecule: messenger RNA, 7537 nt
Organism: Lemur catta (Ring-tailed lemur)
Lineage: Eukaryota; Metazoa; Chordata; Mammalia; Primates; Lemuridae
Gene: ICE1
Product: interactor of little elongation complex ELL subunit 1
Exons: 19
Coding region: 241-7083 (2280 amino acids)
Source: RefSeq, a predicted model, not a curated record
CUGCACUGCGUCGCGCUCGGGGGCCGCGCCGGGUAGCCUGCUCUUUAGUGCCUGGGGCAGCUCUGGUUCGGAGAGCCUUUCGCCAGCUCCACGGGGACCUCUGUGCACGGAUGGACCCGCCCGGACCCGGCGGGAAGCGGCCUGGCAGGCGGCGGCCCCGGCAGUAUCAGCAGAGAGAGGACAGGGCCGAAGCCGCGGGUCCCUGAGACGCGCGUGCCCACCGGGCCCGGCGGCGGCACCAUGAUGCCGGGCGAGACACACUCGGCGGCGCCCGGGACGGCAGCAGACCUCUCGCGAUGUCAGGGGUGUGCCUCCCUGCAGCAGAAUUUGAAUGAAUAUGUUGAAGCAUUAAUUACCUUGAAACAAAAAAUUAUCAACACUGAUAAUUUGUUAACGGAAUAUCAGAAGAAAUGUGAUGAGCUGCAGUUUGCAAGAAGAGAGAAUAGUACUCUGCAUCACCAAGUGGAACAGAUGCUUCAAAAAAUUUCUCCUCUGCAGAAAUGUCAGGAAGAACUGGGGUCUUUAAAAGCAGAGUUAGAAGAGAAAAAGAGUUCUCUAAAGUUGUAUCAGGAUACUCAUCAGGAAUAUGCUCGGGUAAAAGAAGAAUGCUUAAAAAGUGAUGCUCAGAAGAAGAAACUAGAAGCUAAGGUGAAGAAGCUGGAAGAGGCUGCCGUCAAGCAAACUCAGGACUUCAAGCAACUGAGAAAUGAAAAGAAAAUACUUGAAAAGGAAUUUAAGAAGACACAGGAAAGGCUUGACGAAUUUUCUAAACAGAAAAAUGAAAAAGAGUUGAGACAUAUUGGAACACAAAUUUCAAGUGAUUCAUAUGGAAGCAUAGAUAAAAGAAAAGUAAAACUGCUUCUGAAGGAACUCUGGCUCUGUGUAAACACAACACACAGACUCCCUGGUGAAGGCAGCACAUGUGUCCCAGAAAAACCUGCCGAAGAAAACACCAGAUCCAGAGUGUCUGGGAAAGAUGGCACACUACCUCCAGCACAAGGAAGUCCUCUCAGGGCCUCAGAUGUGCAGACAUGCCUCACAGAACUGUCCAUGGAGAUAGCGGGUGACUUAUCUUCAUGUAAAAAUGUGGAAAAAGAGAGGCCUGGUAGAGCAAAUUAUAGUAUUGACCAUGUUUUUAACGAGGAUGGGAAUCCUGAGGUUGUAAUGCAGAGUCAUAAUGAUGGUGACAGUACUGACUUUUCUGACCAUGAUCAUUUUUUUGACGAAGAUCUUCAGGCUGCAAUUGACUUCUUCAAACUUCCCCCUCCGCUUCUGUCUCCAGUGCCCUCACCCCCUCUGAUGUCAUCACCACACGUGGCUUCCUUACCGUCUUCACUUGCACCUGAAACCUACUUUGGAGAGUAUACAGAUUCCAGCGAUAAUGACUCAGCCCAGCUUAGAAAUUCUACUGAGUCUGUUUCAGAAGAUGAUACAACUGAAUCACAGAAUUAUUUGGGCUCAUUCAGAAAAAAUAAAGAAAGUAGUAUAUGGCAGGAAAAGCCCAAAUCUCAUGGACCUAUCCAAGCUCUAAAUACAUUGGAAGUAAAUAAAACGACAACUCUUGGAUUUGAGACUUCAACAGCAGCACUGAGAGAACCUUUAGCUCGUGAAAAACACUGGACAGUGUCAUCUCAAUUUGUGAGUGAUAGAAAAAGAGACAUUUUACAAGAGGCAAGAAAACAGACAGAGAUUAGGGAAAAGGACAAGUCAGUGCAAACUGACCCGAAGCCCACCCGAAGCCUGUGCAUUGAGAAGUUGUCUGGCAGCCCAGCACAGGGGAAGGAGGCUGCCCCUGGGGAGCCAGAGCUGUGGGAUUCUCCUCUCAGCAAGAGGCCAUUAAAUGAACCCAAGGAAUCUGAAGGAAAAACCCUGUUGUCCAAAGUGAUAGGAUCACCCACGUCGGAGUUUACUAAGUGGACACUAACUAAGGAAAUCACUUCUGAAUCAGACUGUGUAACAGGUUCUGACCAUUUGCAGAGAGCAUCUGGAGAAAUGGAAAAGGAAACAAAGGAUAUGCAAGGGUUCAUUUUGGGAGAGUCACCUGACUCAGAAGACGAUGCAGGUGAUGCAAUGGAUGCAGCAGGGCUUGAUAUUGAAGCCAGUGUUUCCUCCUCUUCCUCAGUAACAUUGUCUUUGUGCAGUAAUCCCCAGUUGUCUUCUGGGUUAGAGUGUGUUAAUGAUACACAUAUUCCAACUGACAUAUUCCCUACUGAACUGCAUCAUUUGGAACAAAAUUUACAAACUAAAACUUUAAACACAUUACAUCUGCAGUCUGAGCCACCAGAGUGUUCUGUAGGAGGAAACAGCCUGGAGAAUAGCUUGCGUGCUUUGAGCCCUGAACUGAGAGCAUCUAAUUUUAAUGAUCAGAAGAGCAGUGAGAUAGAGUGUACAAAAGUUGUAAAAGGUAUGACCAAAAUACAUUUAUUUCCUCAGUCAGUAUUUAUGAAGGCUACAAAAGAUGGACAAUGUGAAAGUCAAGAUACAGGAAUGGAGCUGGCACUGAGUAAGCCAGACUUCACGUCAUUAAUAGAUUCUCAGGCUGGCUUGAUCAAGGGUGGUUUGGAUUUCCUUAAAAGCACUUCAUGGCACCAUAGCAAUUUAUUAAGGAGAGGUGGGGAAGAAAGUCUGAGAGCUAAAUCAGAACAUGAACAAAAGACAGCACCGUCCCUACAGAAUAAAGGACCAGCACCCAAGCUUGAUCUUCCUAGAGAAAAUAAUAAUCCUUUAGAAUUUAAGACCACUACAUCGUUGUUGCCUAAUCAAGUAUCAGUUAUCACAAAGCAGGCAAGACCUGAAAAGAUUCCAAGUGCUAAAUUGGAACCCUUGAGACUACAAGGGAAUGAGCCUACUACCUUAGCAACGGGAAAGAGUGAUAAUGAAACUGAUGGUAUGCCAUCUACAGCAAAAUGUGGAGGGGAAAGAGAUGAUACAACACAAAACAGCAAGGAAGUGGCUGCUGUGAAAGGCACUUCACCAGAAAUUUCUCCCUCUAGGAGAAAAUCAGAUUUCAGUUCUCCAAGUGGUUCUUUACCAGUAGAAAAUUCUGAUUGUUCCACAAACACUGAAUUAUCUUUCUCUUCUGAAAACAUGUUUGUCCAAAACCAAGACAUUGUGAGGGAAGCUGCCGUGCAGGGAGAAGCCGCCGUGCAGGGAGAAGUCGCCGUGCAGGGAGAAGCCGCCGUGCAGGGAGAAGCUGCAGUGCAGGGAGAAGCCGCAGUGCAGAAGCAAAGGCAGCUUCCUCAGGCCACAGAUCCAGACUCGAGUGGGACAGAUGGCAGUGAGCCGCUUCUGGCCACAGAAGUGAUAGCAUCAGGAGGUUUUCUUGUUGAAGAGAACCCCUGUGAGGCCUUGGCUGUAGCAAACAGUUCUCCUAGCACACUGCAAAAUGCUAAUGAACUUUUGAAAUUGAAAUCUAAAAAUCCUGGUAGGGCUUUUCCCGAAUGUUUUGUCACAACAGGCACUUCUUUUUCUUCAGCGUUUUGUGGAAAAGAUGGAGAGACACAGAGUAUCUCCCCAAGUAGCCUUGCUGGCACUUUGCAUUGUUUCGCAGGCAUUCGGGAGGGAAAGGAGGACACUGAGGUAGAGGAGAGUGAGGGACUUAGCUGCAGUGAGGGGGAACGUGAGCCUGAAGCCGUGAUGGGGAAUGAGCAGCAAGAUGCUACCAGAGACCCACAGAAAGAUUUAGGAGAUACAGGUGCUGGUGUAGCUGAGAUAAGACCUUCCUUAGAGAUAGGUGAUUUGACCUCAGCUUUCCAGCAUUUUAGCAUAAGUACUGUUUCUGAGCUAGACAGACUUUCUACUUCAGAUGUCGUUACCUUUCUUGAGAGUUGUCAGUUAAGGGAUUAUAGCUCAGGGGACUCUGUUUCAGAAUGUUCUAGUAAAGGAACCCUAAAUAAAGAAGCGAACAAAGAACUACAGCAAGGUGAAAUAUCAGGAGAAAAAUACAAAAAGCAACCUUGUGAAGAAGAAACGCUUGGAACCUCUGAAGAAUGGAUUGAAUCAGAAGAUAAUGAUUCUUUAAAAAACACAAGCCAGUUUACUCAGUGUUCUUUAGAAACACUGUCUGAGGUUCUCACCAAGAUUGGGCAAGAACUUCAAACAAAUUGUGAAGAUUGUGAUGGUAAAGAUACUGGUAAUUUAUUGCUCUUAAAUAUACAUAACAACACGACAAGUGAAAAUUUAAGAGAGAAAGUUCCCCCUCAGGAGAUGACUGGCUCCUUGGCACAUGCUUCAGAACCACCCCCACUGGCAGCCGCCCUGGACACCCGAGGCAGCUCUCCCGUGAGCGGAGGCCCUGAUAACCAGGACGCUGAGAGCAGGCCAGAGGAUCGCUCAGAGGCAAGCAGGCGCCCGGACGGUGCGGAAGAGCUCCAGGCAGCGCCUGCAGAGCCGCCAGCCCUGUGCUCUGACUCGGCAGCAGAGCCCGGGACCGAGCAAAGUGCUAGUUGUGAGGUUGAAACGACAUUUCAGUAUCAGAUAUCAACAGUGACCUCAGAAGUCAUAAAUGUGCUUAUCAAUAAGGAUCAAAAUCUAGUCAUUGAGGAUGGAGACAACUGGACAGUCAUCAGUGGUGUGGCUGUUGUUCCACACAUGGAACAGGUCACACUGUGUGAGGUUUCUGGAGACAUCCCUGUUUCUCAGGAUCAAGGAGGGCUGGAUGCUGGUUGCGCCCCAAUGACUUCUGUUGAGAAGACCCCGGAGGCCAGUCACACUGGCCCUCCCUUUCAGGAGCCUCCAUGUGGCAGUAGUAAUCUUUCAUGUCCCCAAGAGGAUGUUUCAAGCAGUGCUCAGAGUACCAACUUUGAUAAAAGUCGUUUGCGGAAUAGACCUGUUAAGCCUAGUAUAUGGAUUAGUUCUCAAAUAUAUGAUCAAGACUUCGACUCUCAGACUGUUGCCUCUGAUCACACAUAUUAUAACUCAAAACUUGAGCCAUUCAGCAAAAAUAAGAAUCGAUCAAAGAUUUCAAACAAAGAUCAGUCUAACAAACCAGUAAAGACUUUAGCAUCAAGCAGAAUUGAAGCUCAUCAGAGUGAAGUUUCUCAGUCAUUGUCAGGGGAAAAAAGUAAUACAAAAACUCAAAGAAGUCAAACUCAGACCAUUUUAGCAAAUGCUGAUACAUCUACUCCUACAGAUUGUUCUGCUGAUACGCUGAGUAAAAUACGGCAAGAAGUGGGGCCUCCCCUGCCUCCUCUGCUAGCUCCUCUGAUAGCCACACCUCCAAGGACUUCACAGCCACUUUCUCCCCUGGCACCGAGUUCUAGUCCUCCCUCACCACCCUCUCCUAUCAGCCAGAUCUCUCCCUUCUGUGAAAUCCCGGUUCCUCCUGUGAUGUCUCCAUGGCCAGAAGACCCCAGGCGCACCUCUCCUCCGGGUCCUUCUCCGUCUCCGUCUGCUGCAUCAGCAGGUCAGAGGAUAGUGUCGUCUCCUCUGCAGUUCUGUGCAGCCACACCAAAGCAUGCACUUCCUGUGCCUGGCAGACUCCCGCCCUGCGCAUCUGGCCAUGCUGCUGUGGGAGGGCCUCAGGAGAACUCCGUUAAAAUCCUUGACACCAUGUACCCUGAGUUGUCUGCCAGGGCCCGGACCCUCAACAUCCUCAAAGGGAAUAUUCAGUUCACUCGAGGUCCAUCCACUGACUGUAAAAAUUUGCCAGGACCUGUCAGUGCUAUGAUAGGAUUCAAAGCAAUCACUUCAACAUCAACUGCUUUUGUCAAAACAGGGAGCAGCUCUGGUGGUGACUGUAGCCAAGAUAAAGCCAGAGAUCUGGGGACUCAGCAGGAUUCCAGUGGGAAAAGAACAUUGUCAGCGCCUACACUGAGGAGUGCUAAACGAUUGCGCCUGGAUGGUGGGUCCCCAGAACCAGAAAUUGAGGCCACUGCAGAAGGAAUCCGUAAGAACCUUCAGAGGAACCUCCCUCAAGCUGAAGUAACAGCAGAAGAGGAAAGAAGUUGUUCUAGUCCAGCCGUCAGUACAGUUUCACAGCUGCCUCUAAAUCCCAAAGAAACUGUGGAGUCACAUGACAAAGCCAUAGCCAAUGCACUGAGGAAAAUUGCAGAGCUUUCUUUUGAUCUGUUACCUGUCAUUCGUAGUCAUGUAUAUGUGGGAAAUAUCUCCAAAAAGCCCGUGAUGAGAGAUCAAGAAAAAGAAGUUGUUUAUGAAUUUAGCACAACAAAAAAGCAUUUAGCGGAGUGCUUGCUUCACUCUAUUCUCUCAGAACUAAAAAUUCAGAAGAUGUCUACAGACCACAAUUACAUUCAUGCCCUCUGCAGAGUGUAUGUGGGUAUUUGUCGGCAACUUGGAGACUUGGAAAGAGCUCGCGUGUUUAGCUAUAGCCUACUCAAGGAAGAUUUUCCAGAGUCUGAGAAAUUGACUUUGUUUAUUGCAAACAUGUGGCAUGAUAUAUUUCUCUCUCAAUCGGUGAUUAAUAAAGCAAUGCAGUUAGUUGCCAGGCAACGUGCUAAAGGAGAGGUUCUGAACUGCUUGAGAGCUUUUCUUAAUUGGGAAAAGAAUGCUCCUGCAGAUGUUGGCUUCAUGGUUUCUAAGCUGCUUUUGACCAUACAGUUAUGUCCAAAAACAGAAUUUCAGGCCAGUGAAAAAUUUGGUGAAGACCUAAGUGAUAAUACAUGGGAAUACAUACUUGCCAUUGAUCUGCUCUGCUGCCAUCAGAAAUGGAUUUGGACACAUGAUAACAUUAUAAGUAAGGAGCUGUGGCCUGUAAUGGAUAAGUGGAUAAAAUACAGAAAAGGACAUGCAAACAUUGCAUAUAUUCCUGAUAUUAUUAUAGCAUCAAUACUGAGGCUCAUUGGUCGUUUAGGCCAAUUGGGUUUGAAGGAAGGAUUUCCAUCUGCUGUGAAAAAUAUUAGUUCAGUUAUUGGUAUGUUUAUACAGCAUGCUCAGGAUGAAGAUAUACCAUGGGGCAUACAGUUAGCAGCCGUAUAUGCUCUUUGUGACUUGAGUCCCAGCAAUCCAGCAGAAAUUUCCAAGAUUCUGGAAGCUUGGCAGAGAGAGGCCUCCAAGAGCGUUCCGUCUGCCAUCCGCAGCUGCCUGGAAGAAGUCAGUGCGCUGAGUGCAGAGGGGCUUGGCUGACGCAGCAAGGCCACUGUGGCUAGAGAAGUGCCUUGACACAUUUUGAAUAUAGGUAGAUUGAUCAGCUUUCAGAUACAAAGGAGGGCUUAAAGAAGACACAAAAUAGAUAAACUGACGAGAGGCUCUCCUUAUCGUUUGGCAAGGAGACAGGAGAAACAAACAGUUGCACAGUUGUUUUUCCCUAAAUCACAUACAUUUCACUUAAGGCUAUUGUGAUCAUGUGACAUAUGGAUUGUAUUAUUGUGUCUUGGUCAAACAACAAAAACUUGAAUUUAGCCCUUUUUUUGCUGCAGAAAGUGUCCUUUUAGUGGCUUUUUAAAAUUGAGUGGCAUUUUAUAAUGAACUUACCAAUAUAAAAACAUCAUUCGGGCCGGGUGAGGCGGCUCACGCCUAUAAUCCUGGCACUCUGGGAGGCCGAGGCGGGUGGAUCGCUCGAGGUCAGGAGUUCGAGACC